AUGACCUGUCUUUCCCCUGAUUUCUGGAACUACGAAUACAAGGAAGGCAAAGAUAAAUGGACUAGCACCAAAGUGGAUGGGAUGCUGAUGAAGAAUUUUGAACGUCUUGACGAGGCCUCAAAGCUCAACAUACUGCUCCCCAUGUGUGGGAAAACAGGAUUGUUGCUGUCUCUUGUUGAUAAAGGACACAAAAUGGUUGGCAUUGAAUGGGCAGAGUUGGCUAUAGUGCCGUUCUUCGAGGAACAUGGCCUGGCCUAUGUCAAGAAAGAGGACAAAGAUGUCACUGUGUACAGUGCUAAAAAUAAGGAUAUCACUCUGUAUUGUUGCGACAUUCUUCUGUUUAAUCGGCUGGCUGGAAGUUUUGAUCUGAUCAUCACCUCAUUUUUGAAACCGGGUGGCCGAAUCAUCUUCUCGUUCUUUGACUACAUUCACUCAGAGCACCCAAGCAUACCGUAUGCCGUCACUGAAGACAAGGUUCGUUUAAUGUACAGCGAAGGCUCUUUCAAGCCCCUGACGUUGUUGCAAGAGAUUGACGUAAAGGACACAAUGGAAUUCUUUAGUGUGAAAGAAGGAGACGACGUACACUUUCCAGUCUGGGAACUGAGCCGUUACUCGUGGAAGAUUGUACUCCUAAUGAAGAAGUGA
Halichondria panicea is the source of this 645-nucleotide messenger RNA. RefSeq names its product thiopurine S-methyltransferase-like. The transcript has 2 exons. NCBI's taxonomy places the organism in Eukaryota, Metazoa, Porifera, Demospongiae, Suberitida, Halichondriidae. Bases 1 to 645 code for a protein of 214 amino acids. The record is from RefSeq and is a predicted model, not a curated record. Gene Ontology annotation, molecular function: thiopurine S-methyltransferase activity.